Malassezia sympodialis ATCC 42132 is the source of this 648-nucleotide messenger RNA. Its product is annotated as universal stress protein. The record is from RefSeq and is a predicted model, not a curated record. Lineage: Eukaryota; Fungi; Basidiomycota; Malasseziomycetes; Malasseziales; Malasseziaceae.
AUGAGUGAUCAAAGUCAGAGCUAUUUCGGUGGUAACCACCAGACUUCGGCAAGUGGCACAAUUACACCUGGUGCUCCUGUGCACACCAUUGCUCAGACGCCCGUGCUUGAGUCGGGCAACCCCUUCGACAAGUUUUCGGUUCCCUCGGAGGCCCGUAACCAGCAGAUUGUAGGUAACAUUGGUGACAGUGUGCCGGAUGACAAGUUCAAAAUCCUGCUUGCCCUGGAUGGCACUGAGGCCGGUGAUCUUGCUUUCAACUAUAUUCUGGAUAAGAAGCCUUUCAGCACGAACUGCCAUAUUUUCCUUGUCACUGUUCUUUCUGCCAACGUGCUUGGUGGCCCCUGGGUUUCGGGUCCCUUGACUAUUGACAGCAAGAAGCAAAACGAACUCCUUAAGCAGCUGCGUCAGCAAGCUGUUGAGCGUAUGAACCCUUACCGCAAGAAGCUUCAAGAGCAGGGUUACGGCGUUACCAUGCAUGUUCUUCACGGUGAGGCCCGCGCCUCACUUCUGAAGGUCGUGAACUACCACAAGUGUGACAGUGUCGUGAUCGGUAAGCGCAACCGUGGCUGGAAGAAGGGACUGAGCAGUGGUACUGUUUCUUCCUAUUUGGUACACCACUCGCCGGUGCCCGUUCUUGUCGUCAAGUAA